Messenger RNA from Linum tenue, 4384 nucleotides. NCBI's taxonomy places the organism in Eukaryota, Viridiplantae, Streptophyta, Magnoliopsida, Malpighiales, Linaceae. The record is from the annotation of a GenBank genome assembly.
AUGGUGAACAUGAGACGACUCACCAUUAGCCACAAUGCUUACGUUCUUCUUAAGAUACAUCCUCAUAAAUUACAGCUCCACCAACAUUUCUUCCCUAGCAUCAGUGGGUUGUCCAAAGUUAGUAACUCAAGCACAUGCCUAACACAUUCUCUUGCCAUAUCAUCCCAGUGGGUUGAUGAGGCUAUAGUAAGCAGACUUGAAUCCAACUUGCAGCAACUAUGUUCUGGAACGUCGAAUCUUGUCAGGCAAGGGAAGCAAGUUCAUGCCCAGUGCGUACUCCAUGGAUUACUUGACAAUGGGCUGCUGGGGCCAAAGAUCUUGGGGAUGUAUGUUCUCUGUGACAGCUUCAGGGAUGCUGUCAAAAUGUUUUAUCAGGUCCCUUUACAUUAUACCAUGCCUUGGAAUUGGAUGAUCAGAGGACUUAAUAAGCUGGGUCGCUUUGAUUUGGCCUUACUAUUCUACUUCAAAAUGUGGACUUGUGGGGUUUCUCCUGAUAAAUACACAUUCCCUUCUGUAGUGAAAGCCUGUGGUGGGUUGAACAAUGUGGCACUGGGAAAGUUAAUUCAAGAUGAUGUUUUAGACAUGCGUUUUGAUCUGGAUAUGUACAUGGGUAGCGCGUUAGUAAAGCUGUAUGCUGAGAAUGGGCAUCUGCAGGAUGCUCGUCUACUGUUCGAUAGAAUGUCUAAAAAAGAUUGUGUUUUGUGGAACGUGAUGCUUAGCAGUUUCGCAAAAUAUGGGGAGUCGGGUAGCACACUGAAAGCAUUCAAUGAGAUGCGAAAUUCGGGAAUCAUACCAAAUGCAGUUACGUUUGCUUGCGUUCUUUCUGUCUGCUCAGCAGAUGCAAUGAUUCGAUUCGGCUCUUUGAUUCAUGGACUUGCUGUUACUUCUGGGUUACAGUUCGAUCCUCAUGUUGCAAAUACACUAGUCUCCAUGUAUUCUAAAUGCAGAUGGUUGGGUGAUGCACGCAAACUGUUUGAUAGAAUGUUGCAAACUGAUUUGGUUAAGUGGAACUGCAUGAUGGCUGGACUGGUGCAACAUGGGUUUAUGGAAGAUGCUUCAAAUUUGUUCAAGGAGAUGAUAUCUGCAGGCGUUAAACCAGAUGGACGGACAUUUGCAACUUUUCUUCCAUCAGUUACAGACUCCAUGAGUUUCUCGCUUGGAAAGGAAAUUCAUGGCUAUAUAAUUAGGCAUGGUAUAAGUUUGGACGUCUUCUUGAAAAGUGCACUUAUUGACAUUUACUGUAAGUGUAGGAAUGUGGAGAUGGCCUACAAGAUUUAUAGCCAAAGCAGCAGCAUCGAUCUGGUAAUGUCCACGGCUAUGAUCUCAGGGUAUGUGCUAAAUGGCAAGGCCAAUAGUGCUUUAGAAGUGUUUAGGUGGUUGCUACAGGAGAAAAUGAGUCCAAACUCUCUUACCAUGGCAAGCGUCUUACCUGCAUGUGCCAGCUUGGCAGCUCUGAAACUGGGCAAGGAACUGCAUGGCAAAAUCCUGAAGGAUGGGCUAGUAUUAGAAGGUAAUGUUCAUUUAGAAAGUGCUGUUAUGGACAUGUAUGCAAAAUGUGGAAGGUUGGAUCUUGCUCACCAAAUUUUCAGAAGAAUGCAUGUAAAGGAUGCUGUUUGUUGGAACUCCAUAAUCACUAGUUGUACCCAGAACAGCAAACCAGCAGAGGCCAUAGAACUGUUCCGGAAAAUGGGAAAGGAAGAAGGACUAACAUAUAACCGAGUGACCAUCUCUGCUGCUUUAUCUGCUUGCACAGACUUGUCCUCACUCCAAUAUGGGAAACAGAUACACACCGUUUUAGUCAAGAGCGCAGUUGAUUAUGAUGUGUUUGCCCAAAGUGCGUUGAUAGACAUGUAUGCCAAAUGUGGUAACUUGAAACUCGCUCGGUGCACGUUCGACAACAUGGAAAAUAAAAAUGAGGUUUCAUGGAAUAGCGUCAUUGCUGCUUAUGCUAACCACGGUUGCCUGGAUGAGACUCUUACUUUGUUCCAUGGGAUGUUGGAAACUGGAAUUCAUCCUGAUCAUGUCACAUUUCUUGCUGUAAUAUCUGCUUGUGCGCAUGCUGGCCAAGUAGAUGAUGGAAUUCGAUACUUCCAUUACAUGACUGAAGAAUUUAAGAUCUCUGCUAAGAUGGAACACUACGCUAGCUUAGUAGAUAUGUUUGGCCGUGCUGGUCAGUUGAAUGAAGCAUAUGGUGUCAUAAAGAGCAUGCCUUUCCAACCUGAUGCCGGUGUUUGGGGCACUUUGCUUGGUGCCUCCCGUGUCCAUGGCAAUGUUGAACUUGCUAAAGUGGCUUCAAGUUACCUGCUUGAGUUAGAUCCAAAUAAUUCGGGAUACUACGUACUCCUUGCAAAUGUUCAUGCUGAUGCCAGUCAAUGGAAAAGCAUGCGUAAAAUACGAACAAUGAUGAAAGAAAGAGGAGUUCAGAAAGUGCCUGGUUACAGUUGGGUUGAUGUCGACAAAAGCACUCAUAUGUUUGUUGCUGGUGACGGAAGCCACCCAGAGUCUGCCGAGAUUUAUUCAUUGCUGGAGAACCUCCUUAUUCCAGAGCUCAGAAGAGAGGGUUAUGUCCCUCACCCUUACAUUCCAGUGCAUCCCCAGACACAGUCCAAAGUUUGCAACUUGUUCACCGACUAUUUACUGGACGAACUAGCCUCUUGUGCCACUAUCUCCAGUUGUUGCUCAGUAUCUUCAUCCGCUUCUGUGAUUGGCUCUCGAGUCCAUGCUUCUCCUUCUUCAUUCAUUCCCCUGGGUCGUUCCUCUCGCCAUCUCAAUGCUUCCCCUCAUUUCAAUGCUUACUUGGCAGUAAAUGCAAUUAGGCCACGGAAGCUCUCUAUUGUUGCAGUUGCUCGAAGUGCAAUAACAUUGCCUAGCAAUUACAAGGGAGACAAAUCACCAUUGUCCAAUUCUUUGGAACCUGCUUCUAUGGUUUAUAAGCCUGAAACCGCGGGGGCCAGGAAGAAGAGCCUAAAGAAGUAUCGGUAUAUGAUGAAGGUUGAAUUCGUGGAAAGGGACAUUUCUACAGGCGUUGCCAGGAACGAGCAGAUAAUGAGGCUAUUGAUGAAGAUGUGCAGCGGCAUAAUGAGCUUCUGGCAGCUAUCAGGAAGGCGCCAGCUGAGCUUAGUGAGAUUAUUUCUAGGCGGCGGAUGGAUUUUUACUAAGAGAUUUUUUUGCGCGUUUAUAUACUGUGUGGUACAGUCAUAUAAAGUUGACAAAGCUGAACAGAAUGCCUCGGAAAAACUGGCAAUGACUGUAGCUGUUGUAAAAGCCUAUGAUAAUGCAACAGAGGAUAUUAAAGAAAUUUAUACCGCAGACCUGAAGUUGCAAAACAUUAUCGAUUCCCCUUCUUUAGAUGCUGCAUGCCGGAAAAUAGAUGAUUUUGGCACAAAAAAAAACAUAAGUCAACUGGAUUCAGCAUUGGUAUUGUUGCCCAGUGAAGCCUGGUGGGAUGCUAAGGAGACCAAUAUGACUAAAAAUGAGGUAUAACUGUCUUUUGCUACAGUGAAAGUCUCUUUCUGGUGUAUGCCUAUGAAGUUCCAACUGGAACAUUAUGCUUUGCUGAGCUGACAUGUUUGGCCGUGCUGGUAAGUUGAAUGAAAGCAUAUUGUGUCUGGGUGACAUUGCCUGGUGCCUCCCGCGUCCAUGGCAAUGUUGAACUUGCUAAAGUGGCUUAACAUUACAUGCUUGAGUUAGAUCCAACGAACAAACCCGGAUACUAUGUACUCCUUGCAAAUGUUCGUGUUGAUGGUAGUCAAUGAUAAAGCGCGCCUAAGAUAAGAACAAUUGAUGAAAGAAAGAGGAGUUCAGAAAGUGCCGGGUCACAGCUGGGUUGAUGUCGACAAAAGCGACUCAUAUGUUUGUUGCUUGUGAUGGAAGCCACCCCGAGUCUGCUGAGAUUUUCAUUGUUGGAGACUCUCCUUGUUCCAGAGCUCAGAAGAGAGGGUUACGUUAUCUCCAGGUGGUGGCUCUUUGAUGCAGAUUUGUUAUAGUCAAUGAUGCAUCAGGAUUAGGAAUUCAGAAUGCAGGUGAAUGUUGGUGUAGGCAUACGGAUUAGAAAUUUAGAAUGCAGGUUAACAAAAAAGAAAAUGAAUAACCUGCAUUUUGUUUGACGCAUCAGUCCUCAAUCGAUUCACACAUAAGCAGGUUGAUCCAUAACCCGACUAUUUUUCAAUCAAUAAACUCAUAACCCAAUUGACAUAUGACUUGUUGAACUCACAAUCCAAUUGUCCCGCAACCUGAAUGCUGAAUGAAUGUACCUGCCCCAGCUUUAGCUAACUUUGAGGGUGCACUCAUUUGGGAUCAUGUAAUUGGAUUAUGAUUUGAGACGAUUGAUGUUUUAGGCUUUUAGCCGCUUCUUUAACUUUGGUUUGAUGAGCUAAUGAUUUUA